ACAGCUCAAACUGGCAAUAGACACAACUCAGAUACCUGUGAGCUUGAUCAGUUAGAGAAUUCUACUCUGGAAUUGAGAAGUGCGAAACACAGCAACGAAUUGAACAGGUAUACACCCAGCAUCCUCCGUAAACUACAGUUAUCUGCAUCACCUGCGAAACACAGCCACCACAUAUUCACAAAGAUGAGGACAGCACUGGUAACGUUUUUAGCCAUGCUUCUGGUUGGCGACCUGAUAGUCUCAGCAUUACCCAUCGACAAUGAACAAGACAGUGACCCCAUCUUCGAUCACCUCUACACCCGAAACAUAGUCGAACGCAGGAGCCGAAAAGACCUCACCAAAUGCAUCUCUGAGUGUGUAUCCUGCGCUAAGUAUGCCGGACUCUACGCUGAUAAAUGCGUACGAGGCUGCAGUAGUAAAACAAGCGGGAAAGGGAUCAUCAAUAAGACGGAGUUCGACGCGUGGAGUGCAUGCGAGCAGUUCUUACACCGUUGAGUCUUAAGUUACUAUUACGUUUCUUUGUUUUUCGUUCUCUCCUUUGUUAUGAACUCUUUCGACCAUAAACAUUGACCUUUUUGCUUUUACUUGAACUGGAAGACACAAUUAAAAACCCCGAUCCUCAUCAGUUAAAGUCUUUGAGAUUACUGAAGUAAGCAGAGAGUAGGUACCAAGUUAUAGGAAUACAUGGGUUUGAGAUGGUACCGACCCCUUGGUUGUUCACCCAUCCAAGGAAAGGUAUGAAAUCGGUUUUGAAGAAUGCUUGUUCUGAAACAUGAUUUUGCUUUAAAAAAAAAGUUAUCCAAAUUGAAAGGGAUUGCAGUUUGAAAUUAAGAAAUACUUUAUGUAACAGAACCACAAAGGCUGACCAGUUGCCGAAGUGUUGUCCACAAACGUUAUACAAGUUAGAGUGAUGGAAUUUAAGUAGGAAACAAUCAUCAGUUCUACGAUGCGCACCAUGAAAGGCCGGGUUUCAGUGAUAGGCUAAUGGACAACCAUUCAAUAUGACAUCUUUAAUCAACCCCAACAAUAUUAAGUACGAAAUUCUCUGAACCAAUAGAAGUGAUAUGAACCAUUUCUCUGUAUGAAGAUUGCAGAACAAAAAACUUCCAGUACAUUGGGAAAUGAAUUUACCGACUUUAGAACUAACAUUUAAGCUUUGGGUAAACAAUUUCGUUAAAAUAAUGAGCUAUAAAAAUACUUCUUUUGGACUGCGAGGAUUGGUAACUUCUGAUUACAUUUCAAAACAAUGGUCUUUAUUCAAAUGAGCGUGCCAACAAAAUACACGUAAUAUUGUAUAUAGUUAUAACGACAUUCCUUAGCAGUAUGUAUCUUAAUCAAUGACUUUACAUCAAUUGCCCUUAAUUAUCAAAUUAUGCAUUUCGAUUUCCUGUUGUCUGUCAACUACAAGUUGUUACAGCUCUCCUCGGUAAAUUGCCCGAAUUGGAUCGUAUUUCCAGACUGUCAGAACUCAGAUAGUAAGGCAGUUGGACAUUUUCACUGUGCUAAAGUGCUUUUUAAUUAAAAGUUUAAUGUCCAUCUCAAUUUAGACUUGAAUAAUGAGUUUGUAUGAACAACAUCUUUAAAUUCGGAACACAGUUGUGGCAGACGCGUCUUCUGCUGAAAACCCCAUUACAUACCUUUUUGAUAAAGGUACUUGCUUACAUACAGUCUUUGGUUAUUUGUUGCGUGUGUGGUUAACACAAAAGUUUUGCUAAAGGAGGAACACAAACUCAAUCUGACAUUAAAACCAUCCAACGUAGUGAUUGAUAAUUGUCCGUAAGGAUGUCUCUUCAUAAGGUACUUGUUUGUGCAAUGUAUUCUGACUCUGUUAAUAUACCAGCUACAGAUUAUGUGUUGUAUAUAUUGAACACUAUUGACAGUCAAAAGGAUUUGUAGAACAAAGUUUAAAUAUAAUUUGUUUGACUGGCACAACAUCACAAUUUACCAAUGUGAAGUGUAUGAUAUGGGAGUGCAAAGCAAAUCUAUAUUGUAUCAAAUGAUAAAGCAUGCAAGAAAUCCAUCACUUUAAUAGGUCAUUUGAUCAUUCCCUCAUCAAACUUGUACCUAUUCACAGAGUUUCGCCUAAACAGAACAAUAAGCCAUAGGCCCGAGUUCUUCGAAAUAAUAGUAAAUGUCCUUUGAACUGUACAAUAUUGAGUAAAUGACCUUUGAACUGUACAAUAUUGAGUCAACGGCCAAAUGUAAAUAGCACUCGGGCCAAAAUCUUCAACAAUUUCGAAAUAUCUCCACUUUGAAUUGUCAUCAUUUGGAAAUAAAACUUGUCUUGAUUUUGUAGUCAUUACGUAACUCAUGAAUUCUUAUGGCUCAAGUUAGUGUAGGCAAUAAUCACUAUUAUAAACCGUUGUAAAUGUAAACUGGUUUGUUGAUUUUGCCUUCCUCUGCAAACCAACUCAAAUGCCUGAACUUAAAGAUAAGCAAACCAAUAAACGAAUACAAUUAAAUCGAACAUAUACAGACGGAC
Molecule: messenger RNA, 2482 nt
Organism: Asterias rubens (European starfish)
Lineage: Eukaryota; Metazoa; Echinodermata; Asteroidea; Forcipulatida; Asteriidae
Exons: 3
Coding region: 184-495 (103 amino acids)
Source: RefSeq, a predicted model, not a curated record